This is a messenger RNA of Strongyloides ratti, 1557 nucleotides long. RefSeq names its product Domain of unknown function DUF23 domain-containing protein. The transcript has 4 exons. The record is from RefSeq and is a predicted model, not a curated record. The coding region runs from base 1 to 1557 and encodes 518 amino acids. NCBI's taxonomy places the organism in Eukaryota, Metazoa, Nematoda, Chromadorea, Rhabditida, Strongyloididae.
AUGAAGAUUUUUAUUAUAUUCAUAUUUUUUUAUGCCUUUCAAAUAUGUUAUACAACUACAGAUUAUUCAUUUUAUGAUACAAUGUCAAAUAAUGUAAAACAAGUAGUUUCAAAUAAAGUUUUAAGAAGUAUAGAUGGUACAUCAAGUUCAAUGACAGUAAAAAAUAAUGAAAAUAAUAUUAAAAAUAAUAACAGUAGUAAGAAUCAUAUAAAUAAAUCACUUAAAAUAUCUAAAACUAUUAAUGAAACAUUUUAUAUUAAAUCAGCCUUUAGAGUUAGUGAUAAUGUUAUUAGGUUAUCAAGUAUAAAAAGUAUUUAUAAUAAUGAUUUAUUAUUAUGGUGGAGUAAUGGAAAAUAUGGUGGUGUUGUAAAAUUUGAGUGUCAAGAGACAAAAUGUCCAGCAAAAUAUGUACCAAAAUGUAUUUUUGUUGGUUAUAUAGGAAUAAUAAAUAUUCCAUCAAAAAUUAAACUUGGUAAAAAAAUACAGGUUCAAUCUAAAAAAACUAAAAAAUGGGUAUCAAUACCAAUAAUAGAUGUAAGAAAACCAAAAAAUUUUAAUAAUACAUAUCCACAUAAACUUGGUGUUUGUAUUCAACCAAUGUUUUUAUAUAAUAAUUAUCUUGAAUUAAUAUCAUUUCUUGAACAUUGGAUAGCACAAAAUGCUACAAAAUUUUAUUUUUAUAAAAAUUCAUUUUCACAUAAUAUUGGUAAAGUUUUACAACAUUAUAAAAAUCAUGUUAAAAAUAUUGAUAUUGAAAUAAUUAAUUGGUCUAUGUUACCAUAUAAUAAUUCACAACAAUUUCAAAAUCCAAAUUAUUUUAUUUAUCGUCUUGAACCAUAUGUAGCUGUAAUGGAUUGUAUGUAUCGUGCAAGAUAUCAAGUUAAAUAUGUAGCACAGGUUGAUAUUGAUGAAUUAAUUAUUACAAAUGGUAAUUAUAAUAAUUUAUUAGAUUAUCUAGAAAAAAAAACAAAUAAUGGACAAAAUAAUAUUUCAUCUUUAUCAUUUAUGAGUCAAUUUGUUAAAUUUUAUAAUGAUUGGAAAUCAUUAAAUGAUGUCAAAAAAGUUAAAUUUAAUCAUUUAACUUCUAUUAGUGUUGGUACACUAUUUACAAGGCCAACAUAUACUAAAUUAGUUUUUUUACCAGAAGUUAAUUUUAAUUAUUAUAUUCAUUAUGCAUUAAAAACAGAAACAGGAAUAUUAACAAAUAAAACAUAUAAAUCUUAUAAUGUCCCAUCAGUUGAGGGACGAGUAUAUCAUCAUAGAAAAAUAGAUAGUUUAGAUAUGUCCAAUAGGAUGGUUAGUAAUUCAACUUUAUUAUCAAAAGAAAUAAGUACUGUAAAUGAUAAUAUGAAUAAACAUAUCAAACUACUAAAUUUUGAUGAUGAUAUAGAUAAUUCAAUUGUCAAAGAAGCAUUACUUUCAUUUGGUUUAUGUAGAGAAAGAAGAAAAAAUGACAGAGAUAAAAUGUGUACAUCAUUAUUAACCUGUGAAGGUCAAUUAAAUGAAAAUGUUUGGAAGAUUUUUGAAAAGGCAAAAAAUACUUGGAAAGUUAUUUAA